Betta splendens (Siamese fighting fish) is the source of this 1556-nucleotide messenger RNA. RefSeq lists its product as uncharacterized. Gene Ontology annotation, biological process: cell division. The transcript has 11 exons. NCBI's taxonomy places the organism in Eukaryota, Metazoa, Chordata, Actinopteri, Anabantiformes, Osphronemidae. The record is from RefSeq and is a predicted model, not a curated record. Gene Ontology annotation, molecular function: protein binding. Bases 128 to 1387 code for a protein of 419 amino acids.
UUCCUUGCGCAUGCGUGUUGUACACGUUAAACUCCACUAUCCACGUUGUUUUACAUUCUUGGAGGUAAAAUAAUCUUUAGAGGAUAUUUAGUAUUAUUAAAGUACAAGGACUGUCUUUUUUAAGAUCAUGGGUGGACAGGUGAAGGGCAAAAAGAAAAUCAAACCAAAAAGGAAGGACACACGCCAAAACAGAGAUGCGGGAUUUGUUGGACUGUCACCUCAGGAAAGGGUGAAACUACGAAUGCACGAGAAAGCCAAGAAGAAGACCGCUGAGAAGUACUCUGUGCAACAGUUGCUGGAGAAGACAGAGGAGUACAUGGACUCUUUUAAUUUUGAAAUGGCUGGGCUUUUCUGUAAACGAGCACUAGAUAUGGAGCCUUCUAACCUUCAAACCCUAGAUAUGCUGGGACACAUCUACUCUGAAUUAGGAGAAUCAGAGAAAGCUAAGGAAGUCUUUCUGCAUGCGGUGGAGUUGAGCCCAGAUGUAGGCCACACUAAGUACAUGUACCUGGGGCAGAUCCACACAGGCCAAGAAGCAGUGGACUAUUACACGAGAGGAGUACAGGUCCUCUUGUCUGCGUUGGAGAAUCAAACACAGCCAGCACAGGCUCAGGCCGGGGCUGCUGCCCUAUCAGACGAAGACCCUCAGCUCCCCACGGCGAAGGAUGUUAGCGUUGCCUUCUGCUCCAUUGCUGAGAUUUAUUUAACCGACCUCUGCAUGGAAGAGGGGGCGGCCGACAAGUGCAGAGAGUUCAUCGAGAAAGCAUUACAGUAUCACAAUGACAACUCUGAAGCUCUACAGCUCAUGGCCAGUUACCUGUUUAGCACAGAGAGAAACCAGGAAGGCAAAGAAUACCUGUUGAAGAGCGUUGGAUUGUGGCUUCCUGCCCAGAAACAGAUUGCAGCUUCUUCCAGCGCAGAGGAAGACACGCAGAUUGAGAUCCCUCCGUACGAGUCGCGCAUCACCACAGCCAAGCUGCUCAUCGAGUCCGAGGAAUACGAGAUGUCGGUGGAUGUGCUGGAGGGUCUUCUGGAGGAGGACGAUGAGGUCGUCCAGGUGUGGUAUCUUUCCGGCUGGGUGUGCUACCUGCAGUUGGAAAAGGCGAAGGAGCAGCAGGGACGAGAGGGGAGAGACGCGACGGGGGAGGAGCUGGAGGAGCGGAGGGCCCUCGCGGAGGCAGCCAGGUCCUACCUGACCAGAGCGAAGAAGCUGUACAGUAAGCUGCAGUGUGACGACCAGCCCGUGUUGGAGCAUGUGGAGCAGCUGCUGGGCGAGCUCGGAGGAGAGAUGGACGGGGAGGAAGAGGAGGCAGCGCCGGAUGAAGACUACGAACCCUGUAGUGACGAGGAGGACGAUGAUGAAGCAGAGGCACCCAUGGAACAGUGACCACACCCCCGUCGCUUGAGCUUCCCCCAAGUUCCAAUAUACCAGUGCACUCUCUAAAUUGCCUUUUUUAAGUGGUUAUGCUUUCACAUCCGUUUAUCAAAGAUGAAAUUUGAAUUCAAGUAAGCUGCACAAAGAGAAUGGAAUUAAAACCUGCAGGCUACUCGGUCUC